GUACGCACAGCACCAACAAAGCGCCCCGCGCUCGUCCUCGGUCGGGCUGUUGUUGAUAUCUUCAUCGCCCAUCCUUACUCGUCUUCCACUAUAAUCAGUACGACUCUUGGCUCUUAGAAUUGCCGUAAUAUUCAAAGGCGACCCCAUUCUCACGGCUUCUCCAUCGCUACGCGGUUCAGACACUUUCUUCCGAUUCAACCUUUCUGAGAGACAGUCAAGAUGGCACAGCCCAAUCCCCAUCCGCCGAAUCGUAUGCAAGUCGCCGGUACCGUUUCGUUCUAUUUAGUCGCUGCAUUAGCGAUGGUGAUGGCUAAUAAAUGGGUGCUCGACGUCACCACCGCCCCACUUUUCUUUCUCUUCACACAACUACUCAUCGCCGUCGUACUCUUCCUCGGCGCCAACGCCGUUGGGAUCAUCAAAAUACCCAUCCACGUCGACAUGAUAGUGAUCAAGGGCCUCGCACCUAUGAUCGCACUCAACGUCGUUGGCCUCAGUGCCAACAAUUAUACCCUCAAAUUCGUCGAUGCAUCUUUCUACCAAGUCGCUCGCGGCCUCGUCCUCCCACUCACCGUCCUAACCUCAUACCUCUUUCUCUCCUCGCCACCACCGUCACCCCGAAUCCUCCUCUCAUGUACCCUCGUUACCUGCGGCUUCUUCAUCGGCGUAUUCCUGGAUCACACUCCCGUUUCUCCCCUCGGUCUUUUCUUCGGUAUCAUCAGUAGUGCUAUGACGGCGUCACACGCCGUGGUCAUCAAGAAGAGCUUAGAGGUCGUGGGCGGGAGUGCUCUGAAUCUGAGUUAUUACUCGAAUUUAUUGAGCGCGUUGGUGUUGUUGCCGUUAAUUGUUGUGGCUGGUGAGGGACCGGAGGUGAUGAAGCUGUUGGUGGGCGAAGGCGACGGUUUCAAAACAAUUUUCUGGGGGUCCACCAUCACGGGAGGUCUCGGAUUCUUGAUGUCCAUUGCAAGCACGCUCUCCAUCAAGAUCACGUCGCCCAUCACACACAUGAUUUCGUCCGCUAUUCGAGGCGUCGCGGCUUCUCUUCUCGGGAUGUGGCUCUUCAAAGAUGUCCUUUCUUCGGGCCGUGUAUGGGCCAUCGCCGUCAUUCUGUUCGGAUCACUUCAUUACACCUGGGUCAAGCACAUCGAGUCCCAACAACCAUCCGCUAAGGCAGCUUCAAAAGCAUCGUAUGACAGGAUACCACUAAGCGACCUCGAGGAGGCCGAGGAAGGGAAGCGCGGGAUAGAAGAGACGAAUGGGAACGGAAGAGCUCACUGAGCGUCCGUUUGCUGACACUGACUACAGGAGAACAGCGGAGGAUGAGAGAUGGUGGGAGCAUGCUAUCCACAGUGACGGGGAGCCUACACAUUGAUAAUUGACCGAGAUGGAACAAUGGACGGUAUGGAUCGGAUAGUAUUUAUUCGAAGAACGCUGUGUGUGCUAUUCUAUCUCGACGUCUCGAUAAUGCAUAUGCUUUUGAU
Messenger RNA from Stereum hirsutum FP-91666 SS1, 1478 nucleotides. RefSeq lists its product as uncharacterized. Lineage: Eukaryota; Fungi; Basidiomycota; Agaricomycetes; Russulales; Stereaceae. Gene Ontology annotation, cellular component: Golgi apparatus. Gene Ontology annotation, biological process: protein O-linked glycosylation via fucose; GDP-fucose import into Golgi lumen. Bases 220 to 1275 code for a protein of 351 amino acids. The transcript has 7 exons. Gene Ontology annotation, molecular function: antiporter activity. The record is from RefSeq and is a predicted model, not a curated record.